AUGGCCUCCUGGGGCCCGGGACUCCGGCUCCUGCUGGGAAUCCUGCUGCUGCUGCUCCCGCCUCCUGCGACCCCUGCUUCCGACCGUCCCCGGGGCAGAGACCCGGUCAACCCAGAGAAGCUGCUGGUGAUCACGGUGGCCACAGCCAAGACGGAAGGAUACCGGCGUUUCCUGCGGUCAGCGGAGUUCUUCAACUACACAGUGCGGAAAAAGAAGAAAACUCGAGGCGAUCAUUUUAAACUUCGCUUCCGAAAGAACUUUCAGGCCUUGCUAGAGGAGCAGAACCUGAGCGUGGCCGAGGGCCCCAACUAUCUGACAGCCUGUGCGGGUCCCCCCUCCCGGCCUCAGCGGCCCUUCUGUGCCGUCUGCGGCUUCCCCUCCCCGUACACCUGCGUCAGCUGUGGCGCCCGAUACUGCACGGUGCGCUGUCUGGGCACCCACCAGGAGACCAGGUGCCUGAAGUGGACUGUGUGAGCCUGGGCGUCCCCAGAGGGGAAGGCCCUCUGCACCCCACCUCAGCCUCGGAGAAGCCUUGGCCAAGGAGAGAGGUGCUCUUCUGGACCGAGAGAGGAGCCGUUCACUCGCCCAGCAAAGCUGUGUCCUACCUGCUAGGGAAGACAGGCCUAGUCCUGGGGGCUGUUUGGGGGGAAGUGGGCUGGGCCCUCAGCGUGCUGUUGUAAUAAAAGGUGUCAUCCGA
Puma concolor (puma) is the source of this 697-nucleotide messenger RNA. RefSeq names its product zinc finger HIT-type containing 1 (gene ZNHIT1). NCBI's taxonomy places the organism in Eukaryota, Metazoa, Chordata, Mammalia, Carnivora, Felidae. Gene Ontology annotation, biological process: chromatin remodeling. The record is from RefSeq and is a predicted model, not a curated record.